This is a messenger RNA of Mytilus californianus (California mussel), 7812 nucleotides long. Its product is annotated as zinc finger E-box-binding homeobox 1-like. Bases 151 to 1149 code for a protein of 332 amino acids. The transcript has 8 exons. NCBI's taxonomy places the organism in Eukaryota, Metazoa, Mollusca, Bivalvia, Mytilida, Mytilidae. The record is from RefSeq and is a predicted model, not a curated record.
UGUCAUUCAAAUUUAUAACGUUACACAGGUAAUACUGGUCGAUAUUGAAAUAAAAGGUACACUAUUAAAUGAAAUAAGUCUUAGCGUGUUGGAUAUAAACAUUUGGUGUAUUACAAGAAACAAAACACAUCAACAAUUCAAAAUUCAACCAUGGAACGACAACAUUGGUGUUCAUUUUGUCUUAUCCCUUUUAAGAAUGAAUUGAGUUUAAGAGCUCAUCUUGACAUCCAUGCAAAUCAACCACCAGUUCCUUGUAGUCUGUGUCCAUUAACAUUUGUACAUCAUAGUCAAUUAGGAAAUCAUAUCAGAUAUAGGCAUUCGGAUUGUAUCGUCAACAAGUUUGUUGAAAUUGCCGAAAGUAUUUGCAAACAGAAUAUAGCAGACAUCACAACUGAAAUAGAAUCUGAAUCCGAAUGGACAGAGAGUUCUGAGGAAGAAGACUCUAUAGCAAGUAGUGAGGAAGGAGAAUUUUUGGAAGAAAACUAUAAAAUGGUCAAUACAGACUCUGAAAGUGUAGAAGAGCCCGUUGAAAACAUUUCGAAUGAAAUGAAAUACAUCUUAGCACAAAAUGGGAAUGAUGCUUCUGACAAUGAAAAUCCUGUUAGCGAAUUUGAUUUGAAAGGAAUCAAUACCAAAAAUAUGAAUGGUUUUAAUGGACGUUGUGACAAUGCAAUUAGUUGUGAUGUUUCAUUUCUUGUCAAAUUAGAAAGGGAAAAAGCAGGAAGACAUUUUUUGAAUGUCACAAGAAAGUUUCCUAAUUUAGAAGACACGUUACCUCUUACAUCUCAACGACACACAUCACUACAGCACACGAAGUCGGCGUUCUUUAAUUCAGAUGACGCUUUGUAUACUCAAAGAACUAGUUAUAAUUUUGAUGAUGGAGAUAAUGACCCUUAUAUAAGAGAUGAGUAUCAAAAUAAAAAGACUUCAGUACAGACAAAUGAAGAUGUAGAGCAAACCCCAUGGGAUGACGAGGACAAAGAUGAACUGAAUAAUGAUCAGAACAAAGCAAUGCUAGUACAGGAUGAUGAUCACGAUGGAGAACAAUUAAUAGCAGUAAAUGAAGAUAAUGAGCUCGCAGUAGCAGACGUGGUAUACAGUUCUGGACAAGCAGGUAGAUAUGAAGAUAACAUAGAUGUUCCAAAUUAAUAAUAAUAGAGUGAUACAUCAAGUUCAACGGUAUUGGUGCAGCUUAUCAAGCCGAUCUAGUGAUGACUUUGCUACCAGACGGCGAUGAUGUCAUUAAUCGGCACACUAUUACAGUUCAACCAUAAGUUCUUUGUCAGAAAAAACGACAGAAUUGAACAAAACAAAAAGGGGGAGAGGAAAGACCUUGAAAUCGUCAGAUAUACUUGCAACAUGUGUGCAAAAAUUGUCCAACGACUUUUUAACAGAUAUUUCGGAGUGAGCGUUAGAAAAGUUGUAAGAAUGAGGAACAGGUCAAGCAACUGUAAAAAUAGUUUAUAUAAUAUAGUUGCAUUGAGAGAACCUGACUGGCACUUUUAUGAACAAAUAACAGAUAUUUUUGGACCGUUGGAGAAAGUGAAAACAAGUCAAACAACUGUAAAAAUAGUUUACCUAAUAUAGAUGCAUUGAGAGGUAUGAUUGAUUUUGGUUGAAAAAAGAAAAUUAAGUGGUCACGUAAAACAAAUCACAUACCAAACCAAUAUUAAAUAAAAAAAAAGAAGUUUUUCUUGAUUUUGAGUAAAGACUUCACAAACUUGCAAAAUAAAACAGAAUUUGUAGAAACUUGAUCAGCACUUUUAUCAAUUUAUCAGGUGUCUAAUGAGCAUUGAAAAUAUUAUUUGUUGCAAACAAUAAAUUGUAAAGACAUUCGAGAAACAACAAUUGAUUUUUUUUUGGCUAAAACUCUUAAGAGAAAAAUAUAUAAUAUAUGUUUGUCACGUUAUAAAUGGAUUGGUCGCUUCAACAAUUUACAAUUCUUAACAAGUUUUAUUAUGGCUCAUUCCAGGAAAAACCUUGAAAUCGUCAAAUAUACUCGCAAAAUGUGUGUAAAAAUUGUCCAUUUUAAAAACAAAGGAAAAUUAAAUGUCACGCACAACUUACAUGCAAAAGCAAUGUCAAAUAAGAAAAAAAAAAAACAGUUUUUCUUACUUUCGAGUGAAGUCUGCAAAACAUUUCGAAUAAUAUUACCAAAUUUGUAGAAGACUGAUCUGCUUUUUUAUCAUCACGUUUUUCUAAUGAGCAUCAAAAAUAUAAUUUGAAGUUGCAGACAAUAAACUGUAAACACAUACAAGAAAAUAUAACAAUACUCUUACGGAUUGAUCUAUUUUUGCAAAAAUACUUAAUAAAAAAAUAUAUGUAAUAUAGUUUUGUUAGAUUACAAAUUUAUCGCUUGCUUAAACAAUGUACAAUUUUUUACCAGUUUUUUUAUUAAUAUUUCCAGGAAAUUAUUUAAAUUGUCAAAUCUACUCGCAAAAUGUCUUGAAAAAUUAUCCAGCGACUUUUUUAACAGAUAUAUCCGAGUGACCGUUAAAAAAGUUGUAACAAUGAAGAUCAAAACACGAAACGGCAAAAAAAGUUUACCUAAUAUAGUUGCAUUGAGAGGUAUGAUUUAUUUUUGGUUGAAAUAUCAAAUGAAAGUUUAGAGCAACUUACAUGCAAAAGCAAUGUCGAGUAGGAUAAAAAGACAUUUGUUCUUGAUUUCGAGUAAAGUUCCCAAAAAACCUUGAAACAUAUUACCAAUUUUGUAGAAAAUUUACCAGCGCUUUUAUCAACAGGUCUUUCUAAUGAGCAUUAAAAAUAUUAUUAGAAGUUGCAAAGAAUAAAUUGUAAAGACAUUAGAGAAACAACAAUUGAUUUAUUUUGCAAAAUAUAUCAAUAGAAAAUAUAUAAUAUAGUUUUGUCACGUUAUAAAUGGAUUGCUUGCUUCAACAAGUUACAAUUCUUAACCAGUUUUUUUUAUUAUUAUUUCCAAAAACAAUAUCAAAGUAUUUCAGACGUUAAAAGAAUUUUUUUUUUAUUUCGAGUAAAUCCUUCACAAACCUGGAAAAUAAUACAACAUUUGUGAAAACUUGAUCAGCGCUUUUAUCAACAGGUUUUUCUAAUAAGCAUUAAAAUGUUAACUUGAAGUUGCAGACAAUUUAUUGUAAAGACAUUCGAGAAAAAAUAACCACAUACCUACCGGUUGAUUUAUGUUUCAAAAACGCUUAAUGGAGAAAUAUAUACAAAAUUGUGUUACAUUAUAAAAAAGGAUUGCUUGAUUCAUCCAUAUACAAUUCUUUCCCAGUUUCUUAUUUAUUAAUUCUAGGAAAGUCUUUGAAAUCGUAAAAUAUAUUUGCAAAAUGUGUGCAAAAACAGUUUUUUCUUGAUUUCGAGUAAAGUCUCCGACGAAAAAUUUUGAAUGAUAUUAUCAAAUUUGUAGAAACUUACCAACACUUUUAUCAACAGGUUUUUCUAUUGAGCAUUAAAAAAAUUAUUUGAAGUUCAAGACAAUAAACUGUUAACACGUACGAGAAAAAAUUACUAUAUUCUUACGGAUUUAUCUGUUUUUGCAAACAUCACUUAAUCAAAAAAUAUAUAAUAUAGUUGUGUUAGAAUAUAAACUAUUUAUUGCUUAAAGAAUGUACAAUUCAUUACAAGUUUGUUUAAAUAAUUCCAUGAAAAUCUUUUAAAUCGUCAAAUCUACUAGCAAAAAGUGUGGAUAAAUUGUCAAGCGACUUUUUAAACAGAUAUAUCCGAGUGACCGUUAGAAAAAGUGUUAACAUGAAUAUCGAAACACGAAACUGCAAAAAUAGUUUACCUAAUAUAAUCGCACUGUGAAGUAUGAUUUAUUUUUUUUCGAAAAAACAAAGGAAAAUUAAGGGGUCACGCAGAACUUACAUGCAAAAGCAAUGUCUUUAAAACUUUAAUUUAAUUUACCUUAUUUUCAAACAUUUACAUACUUCACAGCUACAUGUGAGACCACAAUCAUAAAAAAAGAUGAGUUGAUAAUAUAUUUCGAUCAAACUGACUUCCGAGUAACGGGCGAACCACUGAAUAAACAUGUAAUGUGAAUUGAAAUUUACAUUAUACGCGCUUCUUAUACUAUGUUCCUAAUUUUGUCAUUUUUUUAAAGGGAGACGGAUUUAUAUAAGUUAUUCUUGUUUCCGAAUCCCAGAAUUUAUAUUGUAUAAUUGUAUUUUGUGCACUUUUGAAAAUAAAAUAUUGUUUAGACUAAAAGCAAUGUCGAAUAACAAAAAAAAAAAAACCAAAAUAAAAAAGUUUUUCUUGAUUUCGUGUAAAGUCGCUGAAAAUUUUGAAUGAUAUUAUCAAAUUUAUAGAAACUUACCAACACUUUUAUCAACAUGUUUUUCUAAUGAGCAUUACAAAUACUAUUUGAAGUUGCAGACAAUAAACUGUAAACACGUACAAUAAAAUAUAACAAUAUUCUUACGGAUUGAUAUAUUUUUGCAAAAAACACUAAAUAAAAAAAUAUAUAAUAUAGUUUUGUUAGAUUAUAAAUUUAUUUAUUGCUUAAACAAUGUAAAUUCUUUACCAGUUUUUUAUUAAUAAUUCCAGGAAAAUCUUUUCAAUCGUCAAAUCUACUCGCAAAAUGUAUAAAAAAAUUGUCAGGCGACUUUUGCGUAUUAAAUUUUAAAGCUGGUACCUUUUGUUAGCUAUUAUUCGUAUGUUUCUCUGUGUCCUAUAUGUUCUCCCAUUUAUUUUUAUUGUAGUCCUGUCAUGUAAUGUUGUCAUUUUAAUGUUAUAUUUAACAUUGUCAUAAAAGCGGGAGGUUUGGCUAGCCACAAAACCAGGUUCAACCCACCAUUUAUUUCUUAAAAUGUCCUGUACCAAGUCCAGAAAAUAGCCAUUGUUAUAUUAUAGUUUGUUUCUGUGUGUGUUGCAUUGUCGUUUGUUGUUUGUUCACUUCAGUGUUUCUAUUGUUUCGUUGUCCAAAUGUACUCUAUUGUAUUGUCUAUUUGCGUAAUUCUCUGUCCGUAAUGUUGUACUGUAUUCAUGUCAUGUAAUGGUGUCAUUUUAGUGUUAUAUCUAACAUUGCCAUAAAAGUGCGAGGUUUGGCUAGCCACAAAACCAGGUUCAAUCCACCAUUUUUUUUCUUAAAAUGUCCUGUACCAAGUCCAGAAAAUGGCCAUUGUUAUAUUAUAGUUUGUUUCUGUGUGUGUUACAUUUUAAUGUUGUGUUUCUGUUGUGUCGUAGUUCUCCUCUUAUAUUUGAUGUGUUUCCCUCAGUUUUAGUCUGUAACCCGGAUUUGAUUUUUUCUCAAUCGAUUUAUGAAUUUCAAACAGCGGUACACUACUGUUGUCUUUAUUUUUAACAGAUAUAUCCGAGUGACCGUUAGAAAAAGUGUAAGCAUGAAGACAAAACAAGAAACUGAAAAAUAGUUCAACUUAUAUAAGUGCAUUGAGAAGUUUGAUUAAUUCUUUUUCGAAAAAACAAAGGAAAGUAAAGUGGUUGUGCACAACUUAUAUGCAAAAGCAAUGUCGAAUAAGAAAAAAAAAAAGCCAGUUUUUCUUGAUUUCGUGUAAAGUCGCCGAAAAAAAUUGAAUGAUAUUAUCAAGUUUGUAGAAACUUACCAACACUUUCAUCAACAGGUUUUUCUAAUGAGCAUUAAACAUACUAUUUGAAGUUGUAGACAAUAAUCUGUAAACACGUUCGAGAAAAUAUAACAAUAUUUUUAUGGAUUGAUUUGUUUUUGCAAACAUCACUUAAUAAAAAAAAAAUAUAAUAUAGUUUUGAUGGAAUAUAAAAUUAUUUAUUGCUUAAAGAAUGUACAAUUCUUAACCAGUUUGUAUUUUAAAAUAAUUCCAGGAAAAUCUUUUAAAUCGUCAAAUCUACUCGCAAAAUGUGCGGAAAAAAUGUCAAGCGACUUUUUUAACAGACAUAUCCGAGUGACCAUUAGAAAAAAUGUAAGCAUGAAGAUUAAAACAAGACACUGAAACAAUAGUUUACCUAAUAUAAUUGCAUUAAGAAGUUUAAUUUAUUUUUGGUAGAAAAUAACUAAGGAAAAUUAAGUGGUCGUCCACAACUUACAUGCAAAAGCUAUGUCGAAAAGGAAAAAAAAAGUUUUUCUUGAUUUGGUGUAGAGUCGCUGAAAAACUUUGAAUGAUAUUAUCAAAUUUGUAGACACUUACCAACACUUUUAUCAACAGGUUUUUUCUAAUGAGCAUUAAAAAUACCAUUUCAAGUUGCAGACAAUAAACUGUAAACACGUACGAUAAAAUAUAACAAUAUUGUUACCCAUUGAUCUAUUUUUGCGAAAAAACAAUUAAUAAAAAAAUAUAUUAUAUAGUUUUGUUAGAUUAUAAAGGUAUUCAUUGCUUAAACAAUGAACAAUUCUGUACCAGUUGUUUAUUAAUAUUUCCAGGAAAAUCUUUUUAAAUAUCCAAUCUACUCGCAAAAUGUAUGAAAAAAAUGUCAAGCGACUUUUUUUAGCAGAUAUAUCAGAGUGACCGUUAGAAAAAGUGUAAACAUGAAGAUCAAAACACGAAACUGCAAAAAUAGUUAUCUAAUAUAAUUGCAUUUAGAAGUAUGAUUUAUUUUUUUUCCAAAAAAAAAAAAAGGAAAAUUAAGUGGUCAUGCACAACUUACAUGCAAAAGCAAUGUCGAAUAAGAAUAAAAAACCCAGUAUUUCUUGAUUUCGAGUAAAGUCUCCGCGACAAAUUUUGAAUGAUAAUAUCAAAUAUGCAGAAACUUACCAUCACUUUUAUCAACAGGUUUUUCUAAUGAGCAUUAAAAAUACUAUUUGAAGUUGCACAUGAUAAACUGUAAACACGUUCGAGAAUAUAUAACAAUAAUCUUACGGAUUGAUCUUGCAAAAAAACAAUUAAUCCAAACAUAUAAAAUAUAGUUUUGUUAGAUUAUAAAUUUAUUUAUUGCUUAAAGAAUGUACAAUUCUUUACGAGUUUUUUAUUAAUAAUUUCAGGAAAAUCUUUUAAAUCGUCAAAUCUAUACGCAAAAUAUUUGGAAAAAUUGUCAAGACUCUUUUUCAACAGAUAUAUCCGAGUGACCGUUACAAAAAGUAUAAAGAUGAAGAUAAAAAAAAAAAACGAAACAGCAAAAAUAGUUUACUUAAUAUAAUACCAUUGAGAAGUAUGAUUUAUUUUUUUUUCGAAAAAACAAAGGAAAAUUAAGUGGUCACGCACAACUUACAUGCAAAAGUAAUGUCGAAUAAGAAAAAAAGCCAGUUUUUCUUGAUUUUGAGUAAAGUCUCCGCGACAAAUUUUGAAUGAUAUUAUCAAAUUUGUAGAAAUUUACCAACACUUUUAUCAACAGGUUUUUCUAAUGAUCAUUACAAAUACUUUUUGAAGUUGCAGACAAUAAACUGUAAACACGUACGAGAAAAUUUAACAAUAUUCCAACGGAUUGAUCUAUUUUUGCAAAAAUCACUAAAUCAAAAAAUAUAUAUUUAGUAAUAUAGUUUUGUUAGAUUAUAAAUUUAUUUAUUGCUUAAACAAUGUACAACUCUUUACCAGUUUUUUAUUGAUAAUUCCAGGAAAAUCUUUUAAAUCAUCAAAUCUACUCGUAAAAUGUGUGGAAAAUGGUCAAUCGACUUUUUUAACAGAUACUUCCGAGUGACCGUUAGAAAAAGUGUAAACAUGAAGAUCAAAACACGAAACUGCAAAAAUAGGUUACCUAAUAUAGUUGCAUUGAGAAGUAUGAUUUAUUUUGUUUCGAAAAAAAAAAAGGAAAAUUAAGUUGUCACGCACAACUUACAUGCAAAAGCAAUGUCGAAUAAGAAAAUAAAACACCGGUUUUUUCUUGAUUUAGAGUAAAGUCUCCGACAAAUUUUGAAUGAUAUUAUCAAAUUUGUAGAAACUUACCAACACUUUUAUCAACAGGUUUUUCUAA